CUGUCCGAUGACGGUCCCUUCAACAAUCUACCUUGGGCUUUAAAGCAGGAAGGGUAAUUUCGACUAUCAGCAGAGCGGCUGCGUUUUAUCAUUUACGCGAGCUAAAAUUUAGCCCCCCGCAAGAUCGCCUCAGAUUACUGGAAAGUGUAAUGGCGCCCGCGCCAUGAUUUUCAUCUUCUAAUGGCGAUUUUCCUUAGAGCCAAAAAUGGCUUGUUAUCUCCUCUCAAAUCCCUAACCAACUUACAGAGGUUCAACUCUACUUUAACUGAACAAGCUCGAUUAUACCCUGGAAUGGGGGGCUCUGACUCUGGGUCUCAACGAAGUUCCAUUAUUGACAUGUCGAGAUGGAAAAAGAUAAAUGCAGGGCGUGUUGGCGUGACCCGUUCUAUGAUUCCAGCUUCCCUGUGGGUUGUUUUGAAAACUCUGCGUGGUAAAGGAUUUCAAGUUUACUUAGUUGGUGGAUGUGUGAGAGAUUUACUUCUUCAUAGAAUACCUAAAGAUUUUGAUGUGGUCACCACAGCUAAACUUAAACAGGUUAGGAAGCAAUUUCAUCUUUCUGAGAUUGUUGGACGACGAUUUCCCAUAUGCAGGGUGCAUAUCAAAAGUUCACUUUUUGAGGUAUCCAGUUUUGGGACAGUGGCAAAACAUGCUAAAGAAAAGGUACGUUUAUAUCAAAUGCCAAGUGGCUGUGAUGAAAAGGACUUCAUCUGCUGGAGAAAUAGCAUGCAUCGGGACUUCACAAUCAACAGUUUAUUCUUUGACCCUUUCAUGAAUCAAAUAUGUGAUUAUGCCAAUGGUUUAGCAGAUUUAAGGUCCUUAAAGCUACGAACCAUACUCCCUGCUCACUUGUCAUUCCAAGAAGAUUGUGCUAGAAUCUUGCGAGGGUUAAGGAUUGCUGGCCGUCUGGGACUGUCAAUUUCAAAGGAGACUGAAAUUGCAAUGCUUAAACUUUCAUCUUCUCUCAUGAGUUUGGACAAGGGGAGGAUAAUUAUGGAAUUGAACUACAUGCUAUCUUAUGGAGCUGCUGAAUCUACUAUCUGUUUGCUUCAGAGAUUCAACCUACUUGGAAUUUUUCUUCCAUUUCAUGCAGCAUACCUUAAUCAACAGGCUGCUGAAAUAUAUCAGAGUUCAACGAUGCUGAUGAAAUUGUUCUUCAAUUUGGAUAUGCUGGUUGGUUGUGAUCGACCUUGUGACUGCAGUCUAUGGGUUGGACUACUAGCAUUUCACCAAGCGUUAGUCACUAAUCCACAAGAUGGUUUUGUUGUCUGCGUCUUUGCUUCUGUCCUGUAUCAUGGAAAGUGGAAGGAAGGUGUUAAAUUUGCAAGAGAGAAUGCCAAAUUGCAAGUUAAAUUUAUACCUGAGAUCUCAGGGAUAUCUGAAUUUAAAUCAGAUAAAGAACUUGCAAAAGAAGUUAGUCAUUUAGCAGCACUGGUUCGAGAUUCUGUUGGUGCUUUGAUUGAUAGAGAUAUUCUCGUCCAUUCCAUGUCCAAAUACCCAGUUUCCCCUUGUUCUGGUUUGGUAUUUGUACCAAAGAAAACAGGAAAUUCUGUUGCUCAACUUUUUGAUGUGCUGUUGAACGAUGUUGAAUCUUACAAAAGUGGAAGAGAGAAUUUCAUGAUUGACUACUUUCUACUUGGGAAAGGGAAUGAAGAUGAGACUAGAUUUGUUCUUGGCAAAGUUAUUUUGGAAACCUUGGGCAGUGGACUUACUGAAGGAGGAACCAAGGUUGGGAGGGAAGAGCCUAUUGCCAUUGAACAGAAAAGUGAUGCAAAACCUUCUUAUUCAGAGAAGCAUCAAAUUGAAGUCUGGAAGGAUAGAAAACGUAAGAAAGAGGUGGCAUUGAAAGACAAAUUCCUGGAGGAGUCCAAGAAGCAUCAGAAACCAGAUGAGACAAGUCAAUUGCCUGAAGAAGAACUAAAUAUGAUGCGAGAGAAUAUGUUAGAGGAAAAAAAGCAUCAUUUGCAAGGCCAGGCAAUGAAUGAUGAUAGAUACGAAACUGUUCAGGAGAAGUGCCAGGAUACGGGUAGAGAACAUAUUAAGGUGAUAAACAAAAUGAAGCAUCAUCUGUUACAUGAUUAUGAGUCUAAGCAGUCAAAUGUGUUGUCUGGGGUUAGUAAUUUAAGCAACAACGAGAAAAUGAAGUGGGAAGAAAAGAAAGAUUGCCAUCUAUUAUUGCAAGAGGUGGUAAAGGAGAAGACUGAAAAACUCGAAAAGAUAUUGGUCAAGGGGAAAUGUGGUCAGCCUUCUUUGUCCAGUCUUUUCAGGAGGUGAGAGUAUUAGUUGAUGUAAAAUACAUGCAUACCAUUAUGGAGCAGCAUUGCUGGUCUUUGUUUUUAGGGAACAGAAUUGCCAUUAAGGUUCAGUGAAACCAAGAAGCUGAUGGCCGCUUGUUUUACUUCAACACCUCCCUUUUAACAAAAUGAAAUGAUUAUUCGGUUUUGCAAGUUUGAUAGAAUUACCAUUCUUAGAGCUCUUCCAACUAAUUCUCGAUGAAUUUCAUUGUUCCGUGUCAUUAUUUUUCUUUUGAUGAAAAUAAGAUAUGGGCUCAAUGCCCAUUGCAAGUUAAAACAUGGGCUCAUUCAUGUACAGAGAUCUAAAUUACAAGAAAGGCAACCUCCCCCCUCAAACCCAAUCUCCAGCGCCGAGCAGGCUCUGAAAUUGGCCGAGUCACCUAGAUCAAGGCACAAGCUGAACAAGGAAAGAACAUCAGCCCAGAGCGUCGAAGCCAGAAUUGACGGGGGAGCAUGUCUAUCUAUUGAUAUUUGGGCAAAAGGUAGUGAAAGUAUUUCAGAACUUAUAAAAUUGUAAGUUUCAAAAUUCAAUUGAAAUUUAAAUAAAAAAUAAUUAAUAGUCUGGUAUACAACAAUCAUUUGGAUUAUUGGGUAAAUGCCCAUUACCAUUAUC
This is a messenger RNA of Manihot esculenta (cassava), 2904 nucleotides long. RefSeq lists its product as uncharacterized. Gene Ontology annotation, molecular function: nucleotidyltransferase activity; RNA binding. The transcript is spliced from 16 exons. Bases 181 to 2271 code for a protein of 696 amino acids. The record is from RefSeq and is a predicted model, not a curated record. Gene Ontology annotation, biological process: RNA processing. NCBI's taxonomy places the organism in Eukaryota, Viridiplantae, Streptophyta, Magnoliopsida, Malpighiales, Euphorbiaceae.